AUGAAAAGUGCAAUGCGGAAUUCAAAACCAGUUCCACCCUUUUCCAUUCGGGUGAAAUUGGGAUCCAAGCAAGCCAAUGUCAUUCUCGAUCCCUCGCAUGAAAGUUUUUCGAGUUUUCAUUUGCACUAUACAUUGAAUUUCACACCUGAACAGCGAUUGUUUGUUAAGAUUAUUGCUUUGGAAGAUGAAGAAAGCAAAGUAAGAAUCAAUUUCCACAAUGAUAAGGACAUUCCUAUGGGAACCAUUUUAACCAAAGAGCAAAUGAUACAUGAUCUGCGUCCCAAUAAGAAUUAUUUGGUCAUUAUACAGGACACGAGAACGGUCACUGAGAAUGACCUUACACCGGAUGAGUUAAAAGAUAUUAAAAGAGUAUUUGACGAAAUGGAUAAAGACAAGAGCGGCAGUAUUUCACUACAGGAGGUCAAACAAUUCUACAAGCAAGAAAUGGAAUUAAAUAUGAGGAUUGCAAGGAAAGUGUGUGAUCAAAAGAUACAAAAGCAAAUACUUCGCAAGGAAAUUUUCGAAAAGGAAUAUGUAAGAGCUUGUCAAUUCUUUGAGACAAUUAUGAAUUCAAACAUUUCCCAUUUCAUGCAACAAGAUACAGAUAAUAAUCAAGUUGUGACUUGGGAAGAGUUUUUAAAGCACCAAGCCAAGGUCAAAGUUUCCAAUAGAAAAAUAGGCUAA
Molecule: messenger RNA, 684 nt
Organism: Naegleria lovaniensis
Lineage: Eukaryota; Heterolobosea; Eutetramitea; Acrasida; Naegleriidae
Exons: 3
Coding region: 1-684 (227 amino acids)
Molecular function (GO): calcium ion binding
Source: RefSeq, a predicted model, not a curated record